Molecule: messenger RNA, 282 nt
Organism: Coprinopsis cinerea okayama7#130
Lineage: Eukaryota; Fungi; Basidiomycota; Agaricomycetes; Agaricales; Psathyrellaceae
Exons: 2
Coding region: 1-282 (93 amino acids)
Source: RefSeq, a predicted model, not a curated record
AUGGCGAGAGCGACUUGUAACCUCACAAGCAUUGUCCGUCAGUUGAAAGCGAGGCAACGGGCUCACCUCACAAGCAUGCCAUCCUCCAAUGUGCCACUGUUCAUCGACCAACUUGCAAGCGAGGUGCUUGCCCUUGUCAUUCAGGAAAGCAUCCUUGCGAUGCUCAAGAUUGCACUCGAGGAAGGAGACCAGAUAGACACGGAACUUGAGCAGGAAGCUGUGGACGAAAGGACACUUCGCCAAGGGGAGGUCGAGGGUAGUUAUAGUCACACCGGGGUGUAA